AUGUAUUACGCCGGACUGCAAGCAAAAAUAAAAGAAGCCAAUCCCUUAGCAAAAUUUGUACCAUGCUCUGCGCAUUCCCUUAACCUGGUUGGAACUAAUGCAGUUGAUUGUUGUACUCAAGCCGUUUUAUUCUUCAAUUUACUUCAAAAUGUUUACACGUUUUUCACAGCUUCUACUCACCGCUGGAAAGUUCUAAACGCUUCUGUUAAGGGACUUUCAGAAACAAGAUGGUCUGCUAGAGAUGACGCUUGCCAAUCUCUGAACAAAAACUGGUCUUUAAUUAUUAAUGCAUUAAAUUUAAUAAAUAAUGAUGAUACUGAGAAAACACUUACUCGAAAUGAAGCUAGUGGAAUUCUCAACAAGUUAAAUAAUUUAGAAACUGCAUUCCUAUCUAUAUUCUGGGGUCAAAUAUUACACCGAUUCAACUUAACGAGCAAGAAAUUACAAGCUGUCAAUAUCGAUUUGGGUGUAGUGUGUGAAUUGUAUAAAUCAUUAAUAACAUAUAUCAUUGAUUUACGCUCUGAUAAAAACUAUGAGUAUUUUAAACAAUGUGCAAUUGAAAAAAGUAAAAUUAAGCAGUUUCAAUCCUGUACCAAACGAUUAAAAAUAAGAAAACAAUUUUUUGAUGAAGGGCCAUCUAAAGAAACAACAGUUGAAUACUCUGAUUUUAAAGUGAAAACUUAUUUUGUUAUACUGGAUCAACUGCGGUCACAACUAGAAAAAAGAAAUGAAAAAUAUGAAAAUCUACUUAAAAAUUACAACUUCUUUUUCAAAUUAACAGAGAUGACAUCAAUUAAAGUCCGGAAGAAUGCUGAAAUACUACAAAAUGAAUAUAAAGAUGAUCUCAGUACUUUAUUUGCUAAUGAAUGUGUUCAUUUUAGGAGCCACUUAUUAAGUAUCGGUGACGAGGCUCCUAAGACUAUCCAGGAUAUGUGUGGUGUUUUGAGAAAAAAUGAUUUAAUAGGAAUGUACCCUUAUAUAGAUGUAUCUCUCAGAAUGCUAUUAUGUACUCCUGCAAGUAAUUGCUCGACCAAACGGUCAUUCUCAUGUUUAAAACGUGUCAAAACAUAUCUGAGGUCUUGUAUCUCAGCAGAGAGACUCAGUGAUUUAGCUAUUAUGAAUAUAGUAUUUGAUGUAACAGCUAAAAUUGAAUUUGAUGAUAUUAUCAAUGAAUUUGCUACACUACAAAGUAGAAGAAAAAUUUAG
Molecule: messenger RNA, 1206 nt
Organism: Macrosiphum euphorbiae (potato aphid)
Lineage: Eukaryota; Metazoa; Arthropoda; Insecta; Hemiptera; Aphididae
Source: the annotation of a GenBank genome assembly